AUGAUCUUGACCAUCCAUUUUAUAGGCUAUUGAUCAGACAGUUAAAAUCAUAAAACAUUGGUGUAAUUUUUACAUGAUACAUCAUAAAAGGUGUAUUGAACCUAAUGGACGGUCUGGAUCAAUAGAAUGGAUUGUCCAGGUGUCCUGAUGGAAAUAGGAACACUAUUACUUACAGUGCAUCAUUUCUCAUACAAACCCAACUCAAUCCACCAACUCAGCUCAUCAACUCCUCUCUCUCUCUCUCUCUCUCUCAAUAAAGCAAUAUCUACUACAGUACUCCCAUCUCUAACACCUCAUAACUACUCUCCUCCAUCAAUGGCCCUUCCAUUCAUCAUCCUAGCCAUCACCUUUUCAUUCCUUGCUUUCAAGCUCUACCAACGGCUCAGGAUCCGUCUCCCUCCUGGCCCACGUCCAUGGCCCGUCGUAGGCAACCUCUACGACAUCAAUCCCGUCCGAUUCCGUUGCUUCUCCAAAUGGUCCCAAACCUACGGCCCGAUCAUGUCUGUAUGGUUUGGGUCCACGUUGAAUGUUGUCGUGUCCAGCUCGGAGCUUGCAAAGGAAAUGCUCAAGGUGAAUGAUAAGCAACUGGCCGAUCGCCCCAGGAGCCGAUCAGCAGCUAAGUUUAGCCGAGAUGGGAAGGACCUGAUAUGGGCUGAUUAUGGGCCUCACUACGUUAAAGUGAGGAAGGUUUGCACGUUGGAGCUCUUUUCUCCUAAGAGGCUAGAGUCUCUGAGGCCCAUCAGAGAAGAUGAGGUGACUGCAAUGAUCGAGGCCAUCUACAGAGAUUGCACCAAUCCAGGUAUGUUUUUGUAUGUACUCAUGUCCGCAUACCAAGCUUUGGUGUAUACGCGUACCGGAUCAUCUCUCCGUAUCUAUGUCUUGGGCAUGUAG
This is a messenger RNA of Magnolia sinica, 891 nucleotides long. RefSeq names its product cytochrome P450 98A2-like. Lineage: Eukaryota; Viridiplantae; Streptophyta; Magnoliopsida; Magnoliales; Magnoliaceae. Bases 127 to 891 code for a protein of 254 amino acids. Gene Ontology annotation, molecular function: heme binding; monooxygenase activity; iron ion binding. The record is from RefSeq and is a predicted model, not a curated record. The transcript has a single exon.